AUGACAGACUCAACCCAAAAUACCAAAUCUGAUGAGGAAUUCUCAGACCCAUACACCAUGCACCACUCAGAUCAUACGGGGCUUAUCCUGGUUUCCAAACACUUUACGGAAACAACUACUGGUAAUGGAGCCGUGCCAUGUGCAUGGGUAUCAGCGCAAAGAAUAAGAUUGGGUUCAUUGAUGGAACCAUCAAAGCUCCACCACUCUUGGACACAAAGUACACAGCUUGGAAGAUGCAACGACAUGGUCACAUUGUGGAUUGUGAACUCAGUUCACUCGGACAUAGCCAGCAUCAUCAUUUACACCGAAACUGCUGUUACAGUUUGGAACGAUCUCAAGGACAGGUUCUCACAAAGCAGUGACUUAAGGAUUUACCAAAUUCGACAAGAAAUUGUUGAGAAUUGUCAAGAGCAGCUUUCAGUUUUUGUCUAUUACACCAAGAUGAAGGCCUUGUGGGAUGAGUUAGCAUCCUACCAUGAUCCACUUGUGCAAGUUCAACAAGCUUCAGUGUCGCAAUUGACUAACAACAAGCACUUCAACACAUCUUCACGUAAGUCACUUAAGUGCACUUACUAUGAUGAAGAUGGACACUUAGUAGACCGCUGUUCUAAGGGCUUAAGGAGCAAAGAAGUGCAUUUAGAGGCCUUUGUGGAGCACUAUUGGGCUAAGGAUGGAUAG
Molecule: messenger RNA, 678 nt
Organism: Malus domestica (apple)
Lineage: Eukaryota; Viridiplantae; Streptophyta; Magnoliopsida; Rosales; Rosaceae
Source: RefSeq, a predicted model, not a curated record